Rotaria sp. Silwood1 is the source of this 486-nucleotide messenger RNA. The record is from the annotation of a GenBank genome assembly. Lineage: Eukaryota; Metazoa; Rotifera; Eurotatoria; Philodinida; Philodinidae.
AUGUACCCAAAAGUAACGGAAGAAUCCACAACAAUUCCCAAUGAUGAUGAAAAUACCGAUAUAUCUGAAGAGCAACAACAAGCAAAUUUUACUUUAUUGCCUCCAUCUCUACCAACCUCAACAUCAACAGUAUCAACAAUGAAUAGUGCCACACUGCUGUCAACAACAAAUCUAUUGCAUACACCAUCAGUUCCAAAUGCAACAUCAGGUAUAAAUACAUCGUCAGGUUCCACAGAACAUUUAAAAUUGGUGAAUUCUAUGCAAGAUCAAUUGACAUUCAUGGCACAACAACUUACGAAAAUUAGUAAUUCAAUUGAAAAUAUUCAAUUAGAAAAAAAUAACAAAGCAUCAUCAUCACCUUCACAACAAGAUGAGAUCGAACAACUAUUUGAGAGCAUUACAUGUUCAGAUGAUUCCUUUAAUUUAAAAUGUUUAGAAAUAAAUUAUCAAUUAGAUAUCAUCAUAUGUAUUCCUUGCUGCACAUAG